Annulohypoxylon maeteangense is the source of this 1753-nucleotide messenger RNA. Its product is annotated as Metallo-dependent hydrolase. The record is from RefSeq and is a predicted model, not a curated record. Gene Ontology annotation, molecular function: hydrolase activity, acting on carbon-nitrogen (but not peptide) bonds, in cyclic amidines. The coding region runs from base 71 to 1447 and encodes 458 amino acids. Lineage: Eukaryota; Fungi; Ascomycota; Sordariomycetes; Xylariales; Hypoxylaceae. The transcript has 2 exons.
GGAUGCUAAUUAAUCUACACGACCGGAAACUGUAGACUAGGUGUAUUUUAUAGAGGAACUUUUCGACAGAAUGCAGAUCAACAAUGUGAUUUUGCCAUGUCAGAGCUCUGCAACCGACGUGGACAUAUGGGAUAUCGUUAUUACGGAUGGCAAGGUCUCUCAGAUACGCCCCUCGAAUAAUAUAGCCGGCGAACCUCCUAAACUACUCCUACCAGCUCUUUGCCACCCACACAUACACCUCGACAAACCUUUCAUCCUUACCUCCGGACGACCAUCCUCCAACACUCAACCUGACUACUCCGACCUGUUGCCCAGGACCGGCUCUUUUGAGGAGGCCCUCACAAAUACCUCCAAUGCAAAAGAGCGCUAUACUGAAGAUGAUCUUUAUCUUCGAGGCGCACAGCUUCUGGCGACAAGCUACGAACAGGGUGUGACCUCCCUCCGUGCUUUCGUAGAAAUAGACCAUGCCACUGGACCAUUGCCCCUAACGAUAGCCAUUCGACUCAAAUCCGAGUUCUCCCAUUUGCUGUGUGUUCAGAUAUGCGCAUUCGCACAGGAUCCUAUUUUCUCCACAGUUCAUGGAGAGGCGAAUCGAUCUAUUAUCACCUCUGCCUUAGGAGAGUAUGCUUCAUCCAUCCAGGCUUUAGGCACUACUCCUUACGUAGAAGCGACACGGGAAGCAUCAUUGCAGAAUAUCGAGUGGGCCAUCGCUACCGCCCUCCAAUAUGAUUUGCACCUAGAUUUCCACUUGGACUACAACUUAGCCCUGCCUUCCCCUUCUAGCCCGCCUUUGACCUUUUCGGUUCUCGAGUUGCUUAAGAAGCAUAGAUGGCUUGACAUCGCCAAAGCCUCCAAGACUAUAGUUCUUGGGCACUGUACGCAACUCACCCUCCUCUGCGAUUCGGACCUUCAGACUCUCGCCAAAACUGUCAUCCAGAGUGGACUUCCACUUCAUUUCGUUGGCCUGCCUAAUAGUGACAUGUUCAUGAUGGGCCGCCCAAGUUCAGCAGUAGAAAUGAUACAUUCCCGACCGCGUGGAACAUUGCACGUUCCUUCUAUGAUUAAGGACUUGGGCCUGUCCGCAUGUAUCGGCGUAAAUAACGUUGGGAAUGCCUUUACUCCUUUCGGAUCCGGAGAUCCCCUGCAAGCAGCAUCAUGGGGCGUCGGCAUUUACCAGGCCGGGACCGUAGCCGAUGCUAUGAUGUUGUAUGGCUGUGUAAGUUGGCUAGCUAAGAGGGCUAUUGGUCUGGAGGGGAGCGCCGAGGAUAACGAUGUGAUCGAAGGUAAAUCCUUGCAGGGCAUGCUCUUGAUUAAAAACAAGGAGUAUAUCAAAAUGCCGAGCACGUCUGAUAGGUCCGAAUUGAAGAUACUAGCAAGAAAAAGGAUGAGCAUCAAGGAUAUCGUCUGGGAUCCACCUGAGACUACGAUGAGAUCAAUCAUCGAAUAAACAAAACUAAAAACACCCAAGCAGGACGAAUUUAGGAAGAGGUGAAUGAGCGGGUUAUUUGGCCACCACCUCUUGAAUUGCCCCGAGAAGCUGUUAAUUUUCUUAAAAAUAGGCGGUCGGUCGCUUCAACCUUUACAUCACAGAGCAAGGUGAAUCCGAGUAGUCGGGUCCAAAUAUCUCCCUAUUCCUUUCACGCUCGUUGGCUCGAAUCUUUUCCUUAACCUCCUUUGGGAAAUAUUCGCGAAGGAAUGCGGCGCGUGUGCUGUCGAAGUUUUCCAAACUAGCUCGCAUGAUCACAUCGGCUCG